CCCUCCCGCCCCUAUAAAUACCCCUCCUCGAUCAUCGUUGUUAUCAGCACUAAUAAAUCAAGAUCAGGACGCCUUAUUAGCUGAUUCUGGCUUGAGAUUCAGACUCCCAUAAGUUCUAGUUUCUCGGCCCCGAGCGAGUACUACAGUUCUCGAAGGGUCCAAGGUUAGAUCUAUAGACAAGUCGUCCUUUAAGUCGAGAUGGCAGCGGUGACUGCAGUGCAAACACUCCUCGCGAGCUCCGGUGCCCCGGCGAGGCUUACUAGCAGAGGGAAUGUGAGGCAGUUGUUCGGUGCUGGGAGUUCCAUUCUCGGCUCUAGCCGCUCUAGUGCUGGCUUGCCGUUGAGGUGCAUGGCCGAGGAUGGUAAGCAAGAAAAGUCAGUACCACCAGCCGCCUCAAAAUCAAAUCGUUCUCCCUCAUCCGAGACGAUUCCCCCUCCGACACCAAAGCCUAAGGUGAGCACGAAAUUCUCGGAUUUGUUUGCGUUCAGUGGUCCUGUACCUGAGAGGAUCAAUGGUCGGCUUGCAAUGAUCGGGUUUGUGGCAGCCAUAGCUGUGGAGCUGUCAAAGGGCCAAGAUCUGUUUGCGCAGAUAACCGAGGGUGGUGGGGUCACGUGGUUUGUUGGGACGAGUGUUUUGCUAUCAGUUGCCUCCCUGGUCCCAUUGUUCAAGGGUGUGCGAGCAGAGGCAAAGACCGAAGGGAUAAUGAAUGCCGAUGCUGAGUUGUGGAACGGGAGGCUAGCGAUGUUGGGGCUUGUGGCCUUGGCCUUCACCGAGUAUGUGAUAGGCGGCACUCUUGUAUAGAUUAUUCCAUUAAAUGAUAACUGGAAAAUCAUAGAUGUAGCCGUGGGAGCUUGAAUAGUUAAAUUCAAGUGUGAUUUUGCAUUAGAUUUGAAGAACUGUCAUAUCUCAUUCUAUGUUUUUUUCUCUUUUAUUUUUUUGGGUUAUGCGUCUGUCUGUUAUUGCACCAUAUGCAUUUCCCAUAUUAUGUUACCCAACUUUGUCGAAUAUAUAAUAUUUUUCCGUAUUACAAUGGUGUAAUUGUAUAAAUUCACCCGCGGCAGGAGAACAGAAUAAUGUAAUCAGCUAUUAAUCUAUUAACAGUA
Molecule: messenger RNA, 1103 nt
Organism: Punica granatum (pomegranate)
Lineage: Eukaryota; Viridiplantae; Streptophyta; Magnoliopsida; Myrtales; Lythraceae
Source: RefSeq, a predicted model, not a curated record